Messenger RNA from Closterium sp. Naga37s-1, 636 nucleotides. The record is from the annotation of a GenBank genome assembly. NCBI's taxonomy places the organism in Eukaryota, Viridiplantae, Streptophyta, Zygnematophyceae, Desmidiales, Closteriaceae.
AUGACCAAGCUUCAUUCACCGGGCGGCACUCCGGCGGCUGGUAACUCUGGCAAUCCGCACUCUCGCUUGCAAGUACAACAGGACACUCCAGUGCAGCGAGAACUGCAGCAGCAGGCGCAAGAGGAUCAGGCACUUUCUGAAGAGAAGCCUGCCGCAGAGCAGCUGGAGGCAUCAAACCUUGCGAGGCACUUCCCGAAGAGAAAGCUGGCAGUUCAGGGGGCGCUGACAAAGCAGCAGAAGCUGCGGAAGAAGCAGCAGCUGGAGAAGCUGAAGAAGCGGCUGGAAGAAGAGAAGGCGGCGCUGAAGCAAUGGCACGGGAUGACGGAGGAGCAGCGGUUGGCGAUGCAGCAGGGAGUCAUGGAUAAGCGGCAGAAAGAGGCGGAGCAGAAGAGGCAGGAGCAUCUGACGAAGCAGCAACAGGUGAAGGAGAAAUAUCGGCUGAAGAUGCAGAGGCUGAAGGAUAAGCGGCAGGGACAUGAGGAUCCGGAGCCGGAGAAGCAGGAGAACAAGAAUGAGAAUGCAGCGCUGGAGAGUUCGAAGAAGGAAAGUCCGGAGCCGAACGGGCAAUCCGAGGUGGAUACUAGUAAUUUUGACGCGAAGAGGCAGGAUCAGGAUUGGCGGGAUCACGAUGCGUAG